Messenger RNA from Pelobates fuscus (common spadefoot toad), 5565 nucleotides. RefSeq names its product 5'-3' exoribonuclease 1 (gene XRN1). The transcript is spliced from 43 exons. Gene Ontology annotation, biological process: nuclear-transcribed mRNA catabolic process. The record is from RefSeq and is a predicted model, not a curated record. Gene Ontology annotation, molecular function: nucleic acid binding; 5'-3' exonuclease activity. Lineage: Eukaryota; Metazoa; Chordata; Amphibia; Anura; Pelobatidae. The coding region runs from base 73 to 5334 and encodes 1753 amino acids.
UGUGACGGUUGUGUGUGUGUUCGGCCGCAGUUUAUCCUGACUGUGAGUGAGCGGUGCUGUCACAGGAGCAAGAUGGGAGUCCCCAAAUUUUACCGUUGGAUCUCGGAGAGAUACCCCUGCCUGAGCGAGGUGGUGAAGGAGCACCAGAUCCCAGAAUUUGACAAUCUGUAUUUGGACAUGAAUGGGAUUAUCCACCAGUGCUCCCACCCAAACGAUGAUGAUGUACACUUCCGGAUAUCCGAAGAUAAAAUAUUUGCAGAUAUAUUCCAUUAUCUGGAGGUGCUAUUUCGCAUCAUUAAGCCCAGAAAAGUGUUUUUCAUGGCUGUGGAUGGUGUUGCUCCAAGGGCAAAAAUGAACCAGCAGCGGGGGAGACGUUUUAGAUCUGCAAAAGAGGCAGAAGAAAAAAUAAAGAAAGCUAUAGAGAAAGGAGAAGUCUUGCCAACAGAAGCUAGAUUUGACUCCAAUUGUAUCACACCUGGCACAGAAUUCAUGGCUCGCUUGCAUGAGCACUUGAAGUAUUUUGUAAAUAUGAAGAUUUCCACAGACAAGGCUUGGCAAGAAGUGUCUAUCUACUUGUCUGGUCACGAGACGCCAGGGGAAGGAGAGCAUAAAAUAAUGGAGUUUAUACGAUCUGAGAAAACAAAGCCAGAUCACGAUCCAAACACAAGGCAUUGCCUUUAUGGAUUAGAUGCCGAUUUGAUUAUGCUUGGUUUAACAAGCCAUGAAGUUCACUUCUCUCUUCUAAGAGAAGAGGUCCGCUUUGGUGGAAAGAAAAAUCAAAAAAGAGUUUCUGCUCCCGAAGAAACUACAUUUCACCUUCUUCACUUGUCUUUAAUGAGAGAGUAUGUUGACUAUGAAUUUUCAUCUGUAAAAAACAAGAUUUCAUUUGAAUAUGAUAUUGAAAGAAUAAUUGAUGAUUGGAUUUUAAUGGGAUUUCUUGUAGGCAAUGAUUUUAUUCCACAUCUACCUCAUUUGCAUAUUAACCAUGAUGCACUGCCUCUGUUGUACAGAACUUACAUUAGUGUCUUACCAGAACUUGGAGGUUACAUUAAUGAAAGUGGAUAUUUAAACCUAGUUCACUUCGAGAAGUAUCUUACUAAACUUUCAGCUUUUGACCGUGAGCAUUUCAAUGAAAUCUUUGUUGAUCUGAAGUGGUUUGAAAGUAAAGUGGGCAAUAAAUACCUCAAUGAGGCUGCAGGCCAAGCUGCUGAAGAAGCCAGAAAUGGAAAGAAAAAGAAAGGCAACGCUACUGACACUUUAUGUUUGGUUGCAUUGGAAAAUAAUGGAGAGGAAAGUCCCAAAUGUAUAGAAGAAGACCCAGAAGAUGAGGACUUGUUUGAGACAGAGUUUAGACAGUACAAGAGGGCGUACUACAUGUCUAAAAUGGGAGUGGAAGUUGUAUCUGAUGAGUUUCUGGCGAAUCAGGCUGAAUGUUAUGUCCAGGCAAUACAGUGGAUUUUGCACUAUUACUAUCAUGGAGUCCAGUCCUGGAGCUGGUACUAUCCCUACCAUUAUGCACCAUACCUGUCUGAUAUCCAAAAUAUUGGCCACCUCAAGCUUAGAUUUGAUUUGGAAACGCCUUUCAUGCCCUUUGAACAGCUGCUGGCUGUUCUUCCAGCCGCCAGUAAAGACUUGUUGCCUCGGGCAUUCCAGAGUUUAAUGACCAAUGAAGACUCCCCAAUAAUUGAUUACUACCCACAAGACUUUAAAACUGACCUUAAUGGGAAGCAGCAAGAGUGGGAAGCAGUGGUGCUGAUCCCUUUCAUCGAUGAAAAACGAUUGCUGGAUGCCAUGAAUUCCUGCAAUAGCUUCCUCACAGAUGAUGAAAGGAAGAGAAAUCAACACAGCGAGUGCUUUAAAUAUUGGUAUGACAAAGAGACAGAUUUCCAGUACUUCUCACCUUGGCCAGAGAAAUUCCAGCACAUUGAACGUUGCCAUGGAAGGUACAAAGCCAUUUCCCUGGAUGCUUGGCAUGUGGAUAUGGUUAAUAACAAAAUAACAAAGGUCAACAAAAGUGCACUGUAUUUUUGUGGCUUUCCUACUUUGAAGCACAUUAAGCACAAGUAUUCUUUGAAGAAGUCUGGUGUUCAAGUUUUCCAGCAGAGUAGCCGAGGAGAAAACAUGAUUUUGCACAUCCUUUAUAAUGAAGAUGCUGACACAGAACAGGCUGUGGAGAAUGUCGCCGCUGCUGUGCUCGGGAAGUCCGUGUUUGUGAACUGGCCUCACUUGGAAGAAGCCCGGGUUGUCGCGGUGUCAGAUGGAGAGACAAAAUUCUAUCUAGAAGAACCUCACGGAACACAGACACUUUACACUGGAAGCUUAGUUCCACCAAUCAAAGUGACCUAUGUUGGUGACAAAGAGCAAAACAUUUGGGUGAAGGAAGUCCAGGGAAUCUCUGAGCACUAUCAGAGGAGAAAGGGAGUCAUUAUCAAUGAGACGUCAGUAGUUUUGUAUGCUCAGCUGCUGACUGGCCGUCGGUACCAGUUAUCACAAAAUGGAGAAAUUACUUUUGAGAAACAGUGGUCCAAGCAGGUGCUUCCUUUUGCAUACCAGACCAUCGUCAAGGAUAUUACUGCCUUUGAUCCUGGUUCCACCCGAUUCAAAACUCUUGGUGAACUUUUUUGCCCUGGAAGUAUUGCAUUCAUGUUGGGGAAUCCUUAUUAUGGCUGCAUGGGAGAGGUUCAGGAUUCUUCUGAUGUGCUUAGUGAGAACAGAGUCCGUGUUCUUUUUAACAUUCCCCAGGAGCCACAACUAGAUGCCUUAAUACUUAAUCAGCAUAAGUUUUCUGUAAAGUAUAACCCUGGUUAUAUCUUGGCAAGCCGCCUUGGGGUGAAUGGUUACCUCGUUUCUAGGUUUACUGGGAGUAUUUUCAUUGGCAGAGGAUCCAAACGAAAUCCUCACGGAGAACAGAGGGCUAAUGUUGGCCUAAAUCUGAAGUUCAAUAAGAAAAAUGAAGAAGUUCCUGGGUACACCAAGAGAGUAGGAACUGAGUGGACAUAUUCAUCUGCUGUAGAACAACUUCUUGGUGAAUAUAUCGAAAGGUUCCCAGAAUUGUUUACAUACAUCUCUAAACACAGCCAGGAUGAUGUGUUCUAUGAGGAUGACAUCUGGCCAGGAGUUGAGGAGAAUGGUGCUGAGAAGGUCCAAGAAAUUGUGUCCUGGUUAAAGGCUCAUCCUGUGAGCUUGCUGUCUCGAUCAUCUUGUGAUUUACAAAUCUUGGAUUCUGCCAUAGUUGAGAUGAUUGAAGAAGAAAUUGAAAAGUGCAAGCUAAAGAAGAGCAGUAAAAAAGUGCGCGUUACUGUGAAACCUCACUUAUUAUUCAGGCCCCUUCAGCAGCAGCAUGGUGUGGUUCCGGACCGAGAUGCUGAGUUCCGCCUGUUUGAUCGAGUUGUUAACGUGCGAGAGAGCUUUUCUGUCCCACUGGGUCUCAGAGGGACUGUUAUUGGCAUCAAAGGAGCUGAGCGUGACAUGGAUGUGCUUCUCGAGGUAUUGUUUGAUGAAGAAUUCCUUGGUGGGCUUACAUUAAGAUGUUCUCAGACUAGAGGUUAUCGUUUGCCGACAAGUGCCUUAAUCAAUCUUUCUCACGGUUAUCGUGUUGAAACUGGAGGUCAGAAACUUACUGCUGUAGUAAAACCACAGGCAACAUCCAAUCACUAUGACUCUUACUCCCCUGAAGUCUCUGCAAGAGGAUCACAAAAAGGCCACCUGGGAGCCCUCAACCACUCUCCACGCUCCCUUUUUAUUCCUACUAAGCAAAAUGGAAAGCCGCAUUAUCAGGGAAGUGCUGGCUCACCACAGAAAGGAUUUGUUUCUGCUGGGAAUCAGAAGCAAAAGACUCCGCAAAAACAAGACGACGAAUAUUGCAACGUGUGGCAGUCCCUACAAGGAUCUGGAAAAUCACAACAUGCGCAUCAAAACAUGCACAACAAGGGUGCUAGUCUACCUCAGGAAAACAAGCCUGAUGAUGGUAACCAAUUUCAUAAAUCAGGCUCUGCUGAGAAUCUCCCAAAGUGCCAGCAAAGAAAGCAGGAGUCUGGAUGGAAAAUGAAAGACGAUUUCAAGUUUACAAAGAAUGAAAACCAGAAGCAGGAAGAAUUAAACAUACAGAAUGUUUCCAAGCCUGGUAAACAGGUCAAGCUUUUGAAGAGAAAUGACCAUCAGUCUGAAAGUCAGAUGGAUAAAAUUAUUCCUAGCAGCAUAGAUGGAAAGUUGAACAAUGAAUUUGAAAACUUUAUUGCAUCCCUGAAUAUUUCAAAAGAACAAGGAGGCCAGCCUGCUGCUUUCACAGAGGCCAAAGACACUACCGAGGAACACUUAUCUCCACAGUCUUUUGCCAUGAAAGGAACACAAAUGCUGAAGGAGAUCUUGAAGAUUGAUAGUACGGAACCUGGAGACCAGCAGCACAAGGAGACUAAGAAAGAUCCACCUUCAGUACCUAUGCUGCACAAGCAAGCAAAGCAAAUUGCUGUACGUUUGACCAGACCUUUAGGGCCAGGACAGUGUUUCAAUGCUCCCAACCAAGAACUGUUACGUCCACCACUGCUUCCUCAGCCGCCACCGUUGGGAACACCCGUGUCUGAACUUACACGUAUCUGCACCACAGUGGGAAUGCUCCCACCAGAGUUUUCAUAUUUACGAACUCCGCAGGGUUUGACCGUUUGUCAAGUGAAGCUGUCAAAUGGUUUCAUCUCGCAUGGUCCUCAGUGUCAUGCAGAAAACGAAGCAAAGGAGAAAGCCGCUUUGUUUGCUUUGCAAAGACUGAGUACAGUUGGACUAAAUUUCCCAUAUGCAGCACCGCCACCUAUGUUUCCUAAUUUUCAGCAUUUGGGAGGCACUCUAUCUACAGGACCAAUCCCUUCAGUUUUUCCUCCGCAAACGGCAAAUUUGAUCCCGUCUGCACCACAUGUCUUUGGAGCAACCUCAUGGCGAAAUUCAAUGCCGCUUCAUGGCAAACCUUUUUAUCCAGGUCCAGGUUCUUAUCCUAGUAACACACCCAUGGUGGGGCAAAUGGCAGCUGGUACUCACAACCAAUUUAUACCACUACAGGUAACAAAGCAAAGGGUAGCGGUGAACAAAACAGACUUCAGGGAGCCGUCAAAUACUUCCCAGGGUCUCGUAAAUAAUCCUCAGCUGAUCCCUGAUGUUAGAAGCCCAGUAACAGAUAUUUCUUCCACCACACUGGUGUCUCCUAAAACCACUCCCAACACUACGCCUGAUAAAGGUGCUUCAUCUGGUCCAAAGACUUCUCACAACAGAACAACCCCAGGCUCGGGUAGCAGACGGAAACCACGAAAAUUAGCUGUUAACUUCAAUGCUCCAAAGACCACAGAUUAGACAAGCUUCUAGGAAGUCCAUUUCCACCAACUGUAUAAUCUUGCCUUAAAAUGCUGUGUAUAAAAAGGAGUGUGCUGCUGUCUUGCAUUUUUUUUUCCUGUUUUUUGUUCAAAAUAAUUUUGCCAACAUUUUUUUUUUUUUUGUUUUACAGGCUAAUGACACUUAAACCCCUUUUUUUUUCUUAGAACAUCACUUAACAUUGCAUUUUAUCUAUCCCCCUCCCCCUGCCCC